AGAAGCCGUCAUCAACUUGACCAGUAGGCAAAGUGAACUUGAGAGGGAUAGGCGUUCACACAAUAUGUUCUUGCCACCAAGUGUAUUGCUUGGAGUGUUGUUGUCAAUAGGAAUAACAAGUUGCAAAUACUGCGGCGAUGACUGCAUCAAAAUAUCGAGUUGCUCAAUGGCCCUCGAUAGAGUAAAAAAUAACAAAGACAAUGAAACCGCGAAUAUGCUGAAAAAUGCUUUCUGCGGCUUUGAUGAAGAACCAAAGGUAUGCUGUACAGAAUUUAUAAUUAGUAUGCGAUCGUUUGAAAACGACCCAAAUGAUGAAUUCGAGGUAGAAAAACAUCCCAAUGUGAAUCUUUUGCCGGAAGACUGCGGUGAUAUAGACGGUGGUAAAAUCGUUGGUGGAAACAAACCAUCGCCGUAUGAAUUCCCCUGGCUAGCAAUCAUCAUAUAUAAAAUAGGGAACGAUUUUAGUAUGGACUGUGGAGGUUCGGUGAUCAAUUCAAGAUACGUGCUAACUGCAGCACAUUGCAUUAUGGACAGAAAUGUCGCCAAAGUCCGCAUUGGAGAAUACGACAUUAGCUCAGAUGUCGAUUGUUCUGGUGAAGAUAGUUAUAUCGAGUGCGCACCUAAAUAUCAGGAAAUCGAUGUGUCAGAGCCGAUCCAUCACGAGGCUUACCGUGACAACCCAUUUACCGUUAACGACAUCGGUCUUUUGCGUCUUAAAACACAUGCUGAUCUAAGUGUUAGAAACUCUGGUACGAUAUGCCUGCCGAUGACAAAUUUACUUUUAACGAAGCGCAUAUAUGGUGAGAGAGCGACUGUGGCCGGUUGGGGUAUAACUGAAAAUCAAACGAAAUCCAACGUCCUACUCAGAGUCGAUGUUCCAACAUAUUCGCCCAGAGAAUGCUUAAAGCGGUAUAGCAGGAAUGGUCGUGUCAACUUGGAAUCUUACAAUCGACUGACGUACACGUUCUGCGCUGGUGAGCUGGGUCACGACUCAUGCAAAGGCGACUCCGGCGGUCCUCUUAUGGUAGAAAGCAUAGUGAAGAACACAUAUAAACAAGUACAAUACGGUAUUGUGUCUUACGGAAAUAAUGAAUGCGGGUCAGACCCCCCUACUAUAUACACGGAUAUUAGAAAAUAUAUGAAAUGGAUUUUGGAUCACAUUAGGCCAUAAUCAUCUAAAAUAUUUUUACUAAGAAUUAUUGUAAGUUACAUUGUAGCUUAGUUAUCACGGAAGUUUUACUGGUAAUUUACGAGUAUAUAUAAAUAGUAAACAAUUAAUAACUA
Molecule: messenger RNA, 1284 nt
Organism: Papilio polytes (common Mormon)
Lineage: Eukaryota; Metazoa; Arthropoda; Insecta; Lepidoptera; Papilionidae
Product: serine protease easter-like
Exons: 7
Coding region: 65-1171 (368 amino acids)
Biological process (GO): proteolysis
Molecular function (GO): serine-type endopeptidase activity
Source: RefSeq, a predicted model, not a curated record